This is a messenger RNA of Labeo rohita (rohu), 1084 nucleotides long. RefSeq names its product signal sequence receptor, beta (gene ssr2). Lineage: Eukaryota; Metazoa; Chordata; Actinopteri; Cypriniformes; Cyprinidae. The transcript has 6 exons. Bases 121 to 675 code for a protein of 184 amino acids. Gene Ontology annotation, cellular component: membrane; endoplasmic reticulum. The record is from RefSeq and is a predicted model, not a curated record.
UGUGGGAUUAAGCGCGUAAACGUGCCAUCUCUGGACACGUCAUGCUAGCGGAAGACUAAAAUCGUCUGCGCGUGCGUCCCACUGUCUUCGUACUUUUGAGGCUCGAACCAGCGGACGAAGAUGAGGCUGCUCUGUGUUUUUGCUCUGGUUGCUGUGGUGGGUCUGGUGGCAGGAGAAGAAGGGGCUCGUCUGUUGGCUUCCAAAUCUCUGCUGAACCGAUAUGCUGUAGAGGGACGAGACCUUACCCUGCAGUACAACAUCUACAAUGUGGGCACCAGUGCUGCCCUAGAGGUUGAGCUGUCCGAUGACUCGUUCCCCCCUGAAGAUUUCGGCAUUGUCUCUGGAAUGCUGAAUGUAAAAUGGGAUCGUAUUGCUCCUGCCAGUAAUGUUUCUCACACAGUUGUUCUGCGGCCACUAAAGGCUGGAUACUUCAACUUCACCUCAGCUUCCGUCAGCUAUCUGGCCCAGGAGGGUGGACAGGUCGUGGUUGGUUACACAAGUGCUCCGGGUCAGGGAGGCAUUCUCGCCCAGAGAGAGUUUGACAGACGCUUUUCUCCACAUUAUCUGGACUGGGCAGCUUUUGGUGUCAUGACCCUUCCCUCCAUUGGCAUUCCUCUGCUCCUGUGGUACUCCAGCAAGAGAAAGUAUGACUCACCGAAGAGCAAAAAGAAUUGAGUUAUCUAAUACAAGACAAAAACAGAUCAGGGAUCAUUGUGGGAAUGGGGGGGGUGGGCAUUAAAGAGAAUUAUGGUGGGUGGGAGUUGAGAAUGUUGUUUUUGAAUAAAUUAAUUACCCAUAUUGGGGUAAAUGGUCAAUGAUUUAAUAUGAUUUGUUUUUAAGUGAUGUUGGUCUUCAUCAGAAAAUUAGUUAGAGGCAUAAGCAAAAAGGAGGAUCACCAACUGCAUUUGGUAUUUAAAAUGGCCAUUCCAGGGUGGCUUCAGGUGCACCAUUUUAUUUUAGUUUUCUUCUUUUCUUUUUGUACUGAUUCUCAAAUGCUACAUGCUCAGACAUACUAAACAGAACUGUUCAGCUCUUCAUGAUCAACAUGGGGCUUGUUUGUGGAAAUAAAAGAGGGUUUUACAGA